Macrosiphum euphorbiae (potato aphid) is the source of this 276-nucleotide messenger RNA. The record is from the annotation of a GenBank genome assembly. NCBI's taxonomy places the organism in Eukaryota, Metazoa, Arthropoda, Insecta, Hemiptera, Aphididae.
AUGUACCUACGUUUACCAUUAAUAUCGAAAAAUUACAUAUUGAACAAAGUAGUUAAGGAACCUCUUUAUAAUAAUUGUCUUAAAUGUAAAUAUUACGUAAUUGAGGCAUUACAGUUUAAUUUAAUUAAGUCAGAUGGAUCAUUGUCAUACAUAACAGCCGGACUAAACCUAGGCUUAAAGAUAAAGUUAUUUUUGUGGUUUGUGGAUCAAUUGCAAGGAAUAGUACGGAAUGGUACGACCCAAAAGUCAACCAAUGGUUAUUUGGACCUGACAUGA